Molecule: messenger RNA, 380 nt
Organism: Carassius carassius (crucian carp)
Lineage: Eukaryota; Metazoa; Chordata; Actinopteri; Cypriniformes; Cyprinidae
Product: cerebral cavernous malformations 2 protein-like
Exons: 2
Coding region: 114-350 (78 amino acids)
Biological process (GO): heart morphogenesis
Source: RefSeq, a predicted model, not a curated record
UAUUUGCAGUAUAGCUUCAGUUGCCACUUAAAGAGCACAAAUUUAUAACAUGUUGUCUAUUUCCCUCCCAUUAAUACUUGUCCAAGGUGACAGCUGCCUUACUGACAUGACAUAUGGCUAUGACACAGAAUUCAGCUGCUGCAGUUCAUAGCAUGAGGCCCUUUAUUCCAGAUAAAGAUGUAGGAGUGUUUGAGACAUUUCUGGAAGACAUUGGGAUCCGAGAGGGUGGGAUUUUGACGGACAGUUUUGGCCGGAUCAAGCGGAGCAUGAGCAGCACAUCUGCCACAGCAGUCCGUGGCUAUGAUGGCUGGACUCUCUCCUCCGGUUCAGGAUCUCAACUGCAGAAUUGAUGACAUCACACACAACGUUGAGGCUUUAGG